Molecule: messenger RNA, 1419 nt
Organism: Protobothrops mucrosquamatus (brown spotted pit viper)
Lineage: Eukaryota; Metazoa; Chordata; Lepidosauria; Squamata; Viperidae
Product: hepatocyte nuclear factor 4-beta-like
Exons: 10
Coding region: 1-1419 (472 amino acids)
Biological process (GO): anatomical structure development; cell differentiation; positive regulation of transcription by RNA polymerase II
Molecular function (GO): nuclear receptor activity; RNA polymerase II cis-regulatory region sequence-specific DNA binding; zinc ion binding
Source: RefSeq, a predicted model, not a curated record
AUGAGGAUUUGUCAAAGCCUAAUGGACAUGGAAAUGCCAGAUUAUGCUGAGUCUCUCGACUCCUCGUACACCAUGCUAGAGUUUGAAAACCUGAGGGUGCUGCCCACAAAUUCAGCAGGUGAGGAGAUCCUUCUUUCUUCUCUCCAACCAGCCUCUGCCCUUGUCUCGGAGACCGGCAACAAUGGCUUACUUGCGAAUGGGGUCAACUCGUUGUGCUCCAUCUGUGGGGACCGUGCAACUGGGAAGCAUUAUGGUGCUUCCAGCUGCGAUGGCUGCAAAGGGUUCUUCAGACGGAGCGUCCGGAAGAAUCACAUGUAUUCGUGCAGGUUCAGCAGACAAUGUGUGAUCGACAAGGACAAGAGAAAUCAGUGUCGGUAUUGCCGUCUGAAAAAAUGUUUCCGAGCAGGAAUGAAAAAGGAAGCUGUGCAGAAUGAACGGGACAGGAUCAGCAUCCGGCGAAGCAGUUAUGAAGACAAUGGGGCACUGUCCAUCACCAUCCUCACCCAGGCAGAAGGAAUGGCACAGCAGUACUCAGCUCUCCGUCCUGUGCACAACGCAGAGAUCGCCAUGAAGAAAAUCGCCACGAUCAACGACGUGUGUGAAUCAAUGAAGCAGCAGCUUUUAGCCCUGGUGGAGUGGGCAAAAUGCAUCCCCGUGUUCGGUGAGCUUCCCCUGGACGAUCAGGUUGCCUUGCUAAGAGCCCACGCAGGGGAACAUCUCUUGCUGGGAGUUGCAAAGCGCUCCAUUCCAUACACAAAUUUUCUCUUACUAGGCAAUGACUUCAUCAUCCCCAUGCAAUGUCCAGAGCUUGAAAUUGCCCGAGUGGCCAUCAGGAUCCUGGACGAGCUGGUGAAGCCCUUGCGGGAAAUUCAGAUCGAUGAGAAUGAAUAUGCCUGCCUUAAAGCCAUAGUCUUUUUUGAUCCAGACUGCAAAGGGCUGAGCGAUCCAGGGAAAGUCAAGAAUAUGCGUUUCCAGGUCCAGGUGAACCUGGAGGAUUACAUCAACGACCGGCAAUAUGACUCCCGGGGAAGGUUCAGCGACAUCCUCCUGCUGCUCCCUCCGCUACAGAGCAUCACCUGGCAGAUGAUAGAGCAAGUUCAGUUCGUCAAACUCUUCGGCAUGGCCAGGAUUGACAGCUUGCUGCAAGAAAUGCUUCUUGGAGGAACAAGCAUGGAGAUGCCCCAAUACCAGCCAGGUCCUUCCAGCCAUAAUAUGGAGCCUCUUCCAGGUCACAUCGUGCUGCCUAGUACAAUCGGCUCAGUGAUUCACACCAUUUCAGUCUCUUCACCAGAAACUUCGCUCCCUUCUCCUUCCACCAGCACAGGAAGUGAAGAUUACAAACUGGGUCCCACGCCUGGAUCCGAAAUCCCAACAACCCUUUUGCCUCAGGUGGUCAUCCCCAAACAAGAGAUCCUCUAG